AGAGCAGCGAGGGCGUGAGAAGGUGCGGCGAUAGAGGUUAAGGUUGAAAGCGGCCUCGCCUCCGUUUCCUCUGCCCUUUCUGUCCUCUUCCGAUGGAUUCCUCGCGCUUGCUCAAGAAGCCGAAGCUGGAAGAAGAGGCGAUCGAGCUCAAUGGAGAGACUCUUGCAGCGAAGCGAGAUGAUGUUAAUGGUAAUAGUGGCGACGAGUCGAGAGGAGUCGGCGGCAACGAUGGUGAUUCGUUGAAGGAGCAGGAGGAAGCUUUAGUUGCCCUGAUCGAGCACCGUACCAAAGAAUGCCAAAUUAUUAAGAAGAAGAUCGACCAUUACCAGUCCCAGCUCGUGGAGGCAGAGAAGCGAUUGGGCGACUCCCAGGCCAAGUUGUCACGUAUUCGCCUUAGGGUUAAAGCUCCUUCCCCUGCCUCGGCCAUCUCAGUUAAAGAGGAAGAUAGACUGAUACAGUCGAGCCCGAGAAACAACAUCCUGGAUGGUAUUCGGAACCGUCCCGUGCCUGCGCAGCAGCCGCUGCGGCCUCAGCUUAUAAUCCCUCCUCAUAACCCCAAACCUACAGCUUCCAUAGCUGCAGAUUCCAGAGGCGGACGGAGUGGGAAGACGGAAUUGAAGACACCCGCUGCUGCUGGUAGCCGGACGAAUCCCUCGUCUUCUGCUCAGUCAAACGGUGGCUCACCUGUGAGAUCUCAAGAAAAGACCACGAAGAGGAAAUUUGAGCAGAAAGAUCACAAGGAUUUGAUCCCAAUCAUACGAUCUUCUUCUUCUCCUUGCACAAUUAGAUUCCAAGCUGGCACCAUCAUUUCCAGUCAUCAUAAGAGGAAACUGAGAUGCCUUGAGGUGUGCCCUGUGAAUGAUCACCUCUUUAUCACCAGUGCAUUGGAUGGAAUUGUAAAUUUAUGGCAGUUGCAAGGAAAAGGAUCCAGUGCCUCAUUGCUAAGCACUGUGGAUUGUUUAUCACCAAAGCAACGGAGAUGGCCUGAAGAUAUGGCAUGGCAUCCCAAUGGAGAUAGUAUCUUUGCUGCCUACACUGCUGAUGGUGCUGACUCACAGAUCUCAAUUUUAAACUUGAAUGCAUCACGAGAAAGAAAAGUUACCUUCUUGGAUCAAAAACCUCAUCGCAAAGGCAUCAUAAAUAGCAUAACAUUUAUGCCAUGGGCUGAUACGUGUUUCAUAACUGGUGGGAGUGACCAUGCUGUGAUACUUUGGCAAGAAGUAGAUAGUUCAUGGAAACACAAGACAGUGCAUGCACACAUGCAUUCUUCUGCUGUCACAGGAGUUGCUGGAUUAUACCAGAAGAAGACUAUACUAUCUGUUGGUGCUGACAAAAGGAUCAUUGCUUUCGAUCUGUCAACAGGAAGGUCUGAGUUCAGAAAUCAAAUAGAAAGCAAAUGUAUGAGUGUGCUUCCAAACCCAUCAGACUUAAAUUUGUACAUGGUGCAGUCAGGGGAACCUGGGAAACAACUUACUUUGUUUGAUAUGCGAUUGAGGCAGACAGAACUUCAUACAUUUGGGUGGAAGCAGGAAACCAGUGAAUCCCAAUCUGCUCUGAUCAACCAGGCAUGGUCUCCUGAUGGUCUCUAUCUAUCCUCUGGUUCCGCAGAUCCUGUAAUACACAUCUUCGAUAUCAGAUACAAUGCAAGCAGACCUUCCCAGUCAGUCAAAGCACAUCAAAAGCGAGUUUUCAAAGCCGUGUGGCACCAAUCUCUUCCCCUUCUCACAUCCAUAUCAUCUGAUCUCAAUAUCGGAUUGCACAGGACAUAUUAAGCAUUUUCAAAUGACCUAUAUCGCAAUUGGAAUCAAAGGAGCUCUGGUCUCGACCUGGCCGGUGACAAGAGCAAAGCACUUGAGGAAACUUCAAACUUCUCAGCAUUGUAACCUAAGAGAGCGGCAAAAAAGUAAUUUACGAGGAGUAAGAGCUGUGGCGAGAUGGUCACUUUUUUGUUAGCCAUUAUCGACUUUUGUAAAUUUUAUUUACCUCCUCGAUGGAGAUGAGGAGGAUAAGCUGUGGACUGCUAAAAUGCGGCUAGCUUAGGAAUUGCCGCUAAUCGAGCAGCUAACAAUUUUUUAGCACAAAAUGGUUGGUCAAGCACCGCACAAAGGUUAAUUUGAGCUCUCUAUCAUUUUUGUGAAUUUUGUAUCAAUCGCAAAGGAAUUGAGAUUGUUUGUUGUAUGGAGAGCAAAAUCACUAGAGCUAUGGGUUGUUAGGUAAUCUAGAAACAUGUUCAUUGAAUUAUAAUCUCCUUAUAUAUAUAUAUUUAUUUUUUUAUUUUCAA
Messenger RNA from Zingiber officinale, 2281 nucleotides. RefSeq lists its product as uncharacterized. Gene Ontology annotation, molecular function: protein binding. Bases 93 to 1772 code for a protein of 559 amino acids. The transcript is spliced from 7 exons. The record is from RefSeq and is a predicted model, not a curated record. NCBI's taxonomy places the organism in Eukaryota, Viridiplantae, Streptophyta, Magnoliopsida, Zingiberales, Zingiberaceae.